AUGAAGCUUACACCUGCUAUCUACGCCAGUUCCCUCGCCGUGAGGCAAGAAGGAAUCGACUACAACUCGGCACCGCCGAACCUGUCGACUCUUGCAAAUUCAAGCCUCUUCGACACAUGGCGUCCCAGGGCACACAUACUCCCACCCUUUGGACAAAUAGGUGACCCGUGUAUGCACUACACCGACCCUGAAACCGGUCUCUUCCACGUAGGCUGGCUACACCUGGGUGCUGCCGGUGCCACCACAGACGAUCUCGUGACCUACCAUGACCUUAACGCAGAUGGAGCGCCAUUCAUCGUGUCCGGCGGGAAAAACGACCCCAUUGCCGUCUUCGAUGGCUCGGUCAUCCCCAGCGGCAUCGAUGGCAAGCCCACUCUCCUGUAUACAUCCGUCUCCUAUCUGCCCAUCCAAUGGACCAUCCCAUAUACCCGAGGAAGCGAAACGCAAUCUCUCGCCGUAUCAACAGACGGCGGCCGAAACUUCACCAAGCUCGACCACGGCCCCGUGAUCCCCUCGCCCCCCUUCGCCGUCAACGUGACCGGGUUCCGGGACCCGUUCGUGUUCCAGAACAGCCGUCUCGACAGCCAACUCAAAAGCGCACCCGGAACCUGGUACGCCGUCAUUUCCGGAGGCGUGCACCAAGACGGGCCGAGCCAGUUCCUCUACCGCCAGCACGACCCAGACUUCCAGUACUGGGAGGAGCUGGGCCAGUGGUGGCACGAGCCGGCCAACACGACCUGGGGCAACGGCGACUGGGCGGGCCGCUGGGGGUACAACUUCGAAGUCGCCAACAUUUUCAGCCUCGACGCGCACGGCUACAACGCCGGCGGCGAGGUCUUCACCACGCUCGGCGCCGAGUGGUCCCUCGACCCCAUCGUGCCGCAGGUGUCGGGUUUCCGGGAGAUGCUGUGGGCCGCGGGCACCGUGUGCAGCGACAAAAAGGGCAACGUCAAGUUCGUCCCCACGAUGGCCGGGAAGCUCGACUGGGGCACCUCCGCCUACGCGGCGGCCGGCAAAGAGCUACCGGCGACCUCGCUCGCGUCAAAGAAGAGCGGCGCGCCGGACCGCUUCAUCAGCUACGUGUGGCUUACCGGCGACUUCUACGGCACCCUGCUGAACUUCCCGACGGCGCAGCAGAACUGGACCGGCGCGCUGCUGCUCCCGCGCGAGCUAAGCGUGGGCACGAUCAGCAAUGUCGUCGACAAUAAGCUAUCGCGCGAGACCGGGUCUUGGAGAGUCUCUCGCAACGACUCCCGCAGAGGCGUCGUGGAGCUCGCUACCCUGAAGCAGGAGAUCGCGCGCGAGGCCCUCGCUGCGCUGACCAGCGGCGACUCGUUCACCGAGCCAGGGCGCACCUUGACCGCGGCGGGCAGCGUGCCGUUCCAGCGGCUUCCCGAGAGCAAGUUCCACGUGAUCAGCGCAUCUCUCUCCUUCCCGCGCUCAUCUCGCGGCAACGGGGAUCUGCGCGCCGGCUUCCAGAUCCUGUCGUCGGAGCACGAGAGCACGACGAUCUACUACCAGUUCUCGAACGAGUCCAUUGUCAUCGACCGCAGCAACUCGAGCGCCGCCGCGGCAACGACGUCUGACAUCGACGUGCGCAACGAAGCGGGCCGGCUAAGGUUGUUCGACGUGGUGGGAGGACAUGGGGAGCAGCGGAUUGAGACGCUUGAGCUGACUAUUGUUGUUGAUAAUUCGAUUGUCGAGGUGCACGCGAAUGGCAGGUUCGCGAUUAGUACUUGGGCCCGGUCGUGGUAUGCCGACUCGAGAGAAAUUCGCUUUUUCCACGAGGGUAGUGGUGAGGUGACGUUUGGUAAUGUUACAGUUCAUGAGGGGCUAUACGAAGCUUGGCCGGAUAGAAAGAAUUAA
This is a messenger RNA of Hypoxylon fragiforme, 1866 nucleotides long. RefSeq names its product glycoside hydrolase family 32 protein. The record is from RefSeq and is a predicted model, not a curated record. Gene Ontology annotation, molecular function: sucrose alpha-glucosidase activity. NCBI's taxonomy places the organism in Eukaryota, Fungi, Ascomycota, Sordariomycetes, Xylariales, Hypoxylaceae. Gene Ontology annotation, biological process: sucrose catabolic process. The transcript is spliced from 2 exons. Bases 1 to 1866 code for a protein of 621 amino acids.